ACCAGUGCAUUGUCAAGUCGAUGUCCCGUGGGAGCAUUUUGUUCAAGAAGUUCAUGGAACUAAACUCUAAAGGCAACAUUAUCAACUGCAGUCUUAUAAUGAAAUGAGAUCAAUGGUCAUAAUCUCCGGUUUCCUCACAAUGUAAUAUGGCUACCAGGGACGAGUUACUGUUCCGUUACUUUAAUCCGAUUCUAAGUCAAUAAAGCUCGCUUCGGUUGUCUCCCAGCAACCCAACGCUUCAUGGUCUUAUGCCAGUGCUUCCCCACUACAAGAACGGUAUAAUCCGGCGGCCUGCUAGCUGCUGUUGUAUUCGACCGACCCACAUUUGUACUCGCUUUAUAAUAAAGCCUCCGAUCUGCCGCUAUUCGAAAUUAGUUUCAAUGUUGGUUAAAAUUGCAUGAACAACUGAUACAUGGAUGUAUACGCUCGAUUUACAAUGCAUCACGAUGAGUUUGCCUGAAAAUUCGAAGUGAAAAGACGUGAGACCCACUCCCAUUUUGUAUUAUUCCAUUCUGUGGAGCUGUGUGAAGCAGACGGGUUCGCUUCAACCAUGGGGAGUAAAAUGAAUGAGAUGUCACCAAGGCACUUUCCAGCCCAACCCAAUCAAUUUGAGCUUCAAUACAGACCUAAUGUAAUCAGCCAUCUGCCUCCCCUCAGUGCACAUCAGCCUGCAUUUAGUGAAAAGCCAAAGAUAGUCCAACCAGGAGCAUUCACGAGAGCUGCUCCAACCAAAGAAGUCAAACAUAGUCGCAGAGUCAGUGAUGCCAUCGCUAAUAACUAUACUCCAACCGCCCGCAAUCUAACAUCUUCGUACAUUUACGAGAUCCUACGCAGACACGAUCGUCCACAAAUUCGGAACGGUAGGAGGUCGCCAUCUCCCAACCACCGAGGCCCCUCCCCUUCACAUAGGAUGCCAUCACCUCAGCAUAGCCGAUCACAUCAUAUACAAUCUGCCAGUUUAGAUAGACAUUCAUCCGAUAAAUCUAACAGUCGUGGGACUCCUUCACCAAGAAAAAGUCCUAGAACAUCAAAUCAGUCCUAUGCUGAAUAUAAGAAGAGCAGAAGUCAGGCAUCAUUGAACAACAAUGGUUCAACGUCUUUACCCAACGUUAAAAAAUCACCAUCUAAUGGUCCCUCAACCAAUAGGAGUCGUCUGCCCCCUAUUAUCACCCCUCCAGCAAGUCCAAGGGACCAUUCAGACAGUGCAGUCAAUGGACAUGAUAGGACUAGACCAUUCAGCAGUAGGGAGGGUAGACCUACAAGAGGGACGUCUAGUAGUGGUAGCGAUCCUAUGGUACCUGAUAGCGGUAAUGGAUCAUUGAAUGCAAUACAUUCGUCACCGACGUCAGUUAAUGAUGUUCCGACACUUAAUCUGCGGUCUGUGACAUAUGCAAGCUCAGACAGUAGUCUUGAUGGCCUAGACCUUCCUCCAUGUAUGCGUGAAUAUGAUCUAGAGAUGGAAGCUGUGAUGAGUGUGCAGUUUCCAGGGUAUACCUACUCAACACAUGGGUUAUCAAGACCACCUACACCGGACCAGAAGGAUGUAGUCAGAUAUUAUGGUUUGAUCGAGGGGUCCAUAGAAGAUUCCUCAGUAGCACCGCUCAAUACACAAUGGAUUAAAGAGAUGUACAACUUCCUACCUGCUAGACUCAAGACUGAACCUCUCAAGAAGUGUAUGAAAGAAGUCACAGAGGAAGCCAGAUCUGUGUAUAUAGAGAGCAUCAAGAAGGGAAUCAUGGACUACAUCCUGCAAGACCCCGUAGAGCAGGAGAGACUUGGUGUUCCCAUGCCAACCAAACAUUCUAACUCUGCUGGUAGAGAGUGGUAUCCGUGGAGUGAUGCGGUGGAUGAUGCGAGGGACUUCAUGGAGAACUAUCUCUACAUCACUCAUCCCAUCAUGACUACUAUCCUCUACAAGUGGGAGACACAAUAUGCCCAUCUCAGGAUGUUGGACAGACCGGGUAUCAAGGAGAUCAUGCCUCUCACUCCAGAGGCAUUCCUUGACCACAUCAAGAACACAACGAAGCAGACGAGAGAGAUCUUGAUGAAUGAUUGGCUGGAGGAAUGUGCUGAUAUGAUCGAUGAUGAAAGAGAUGAGAUUGAAAGGUGGAUGCCAGAGAAUCAGGAUGGUAGAAUGGCCCAGAUGGAUCAUUUCUUCAAGUCCCUGUCCACACUCAUGUCUCUCUGCUUGAGGAGCUGUGUAGAGAAGUCCAUUCAUGAUCUUGUGGAUUGGUUUCAACUCUACGAUGAAGGAAACUAUUAUGAUUGUGAUUACGAUGGAUCUCAGCUCAGUCUACCAACCAUACCACAGCCUCUCAAGAUCUCCAUGGGUCCCGAGAUGUCCAAGGUGUCCUGUUCGUUCACCCCAGACAUUGACGGUGUCAUUGACAUCCUCCAUCGGUGUAUCCAAACCAUGGUGGAUGGUGUGAAGGGCAUCCACCGCGUCGAGAAGCGUCUCUUUCAUCGGGUAGACGCCGUGGCCAUCGCUCACAUUCCCGCCAUCAGGGACGAUGAGGAGGUCGUGGAGAGGGCAAAAGAGCAGGUCAAGGAGGUCAUCUUGCAUAACUAUCACGGCCCUGUCAGGUUUAAGAUGGUGUAUGCUCCUUAUGCCUACCUGCUGAAAUCAUCCUCAGACUCGCAGGUCGAGAAGUUUGUGAAUAAAGACCAACAUCUCAGGGACUAUGUCAGAGAGAUUGAGAAACUCAAGAAGAUGGCAGCAGAAGUUGGUCUCUUUCCUCUCAAUGUACCCAUGCAUCUCUUUGAGUUGGACUGCACAGAUAUCAAUAGGUGGCUGAUCCUGAGAUCAAGAGACUUGGCAGACAUCAUGAUCUCAAAAAUCGUCAAUACAAGUCGAGUGUUCAACCGUGGCAUAUGUGGGCAGUACGACCAGAUUGUGAGGAAAAUCACCAGUCAAUCAGAGACUACGCAUCAGUUGGUCAAACUACAGGAAUAUGUGGAUAGACUGACCACUGGAGAGCUACUACAACUCAAGAAAAAGCUAGAAGUAGCAGGAGGAAACCUGAUCUUUUUGAUGGACUAUGCAUACUUGAACAAAGAGGAUCUGAUGCUGAAUGAUCAAACAUUCACCUGGCCUGAUAGAAUCAUGCCUAUCAUCAGAAACAGUGAAAUGAAGCUUCAGAAGGAGCAUGACUAUGCCGUGUCUAAGCUCAAUGAUUGGCAGAAGAAGUUUGCUGUUCGUAUCAAGGACGUGAUGGAUCAAGUCAAAGCAUUCAGGACCAAGGAUCGGAUGUCAGAAGCACAGGAUUAUCUGGAUAAACUGAUCGAUAUCCAGCUCAAACUGGAUGAUUUCUAUUCUGAGAAAGGAGCAGUGAAUCAGGAGCAGAAGUUACUUGACGUUGGUCACAUCAGUCCCUAUCCCGAGCUAGAUCAGAUCAAGGAGAAGAAAGAACCUUACGAUAAACUCUGGAAUGCCGCAGUCAAGUUCCAUCACAUGUAUGAUAAAUGGAUGAAUGGACCGCUGCUGGAUGUCAAUGCUGAAGUGGUGGAAGAAGAGGUCCAGAACAUGUGGCGUACCAGCUACAAGCUGACCAAGGUGUUUGCUCACCCUGACAUGAUGGGGCCAAUGAGGGCGUCGACCACCAUCAAAGCUAAGCUAGAGAAGUUCAAGAUCAACAUGCCUCUCAUCAAUGCUCUCUGUAAUCCUGGUAUCAAACAGAGACAUUGGGAUAUGAUGAGUGAAAAGGUUGGUUUCAACAUGACCCCUCAAGAUGACACUCCUCUCGUUGAGAUGCUUCAGAUGGGACUAGAGAAAUACUUGGAGGAUCUAUCAGAGAUUAGCUCACAAGCUAGCAAGGAAUAUGCCAUGGAGAAGGCCUUGUCAAAGAUGAAGAGCGAUUGGGAGACAGUACACUUCAGCUUCACUGGCUACAAGGAUACCAACCUGUCCAUCCUAGGAGCACCAGAUGAUGUACAGGUCUUGAUAGAAGACCAUGUAGUCAAAACAGCUACGAUGAGAGGAUCACCGUUCAUUGCACCGUUUGAGGCUGAACUCAAAGAAUGGGAAAUAAGACUGCAUCGAAUCAAAGACAUCUUGGAUUCUUGGCUGAAGGUCCAAGCAGCUUGGUUAUACCUGGAACCUAUCUUUGGAUCAGAAGACAUCAGAAGACAGAUACCUGUGGAGGGAGAAAUGUUCACUACUGUAGAUGGUCACUGGAGAGAGAUCAUGCACACAUCAGUGAAAAACACCUUAGCCUUGGUAGUGACAUCACAGAAGGACAUGUUAGAGAAUCUCCAACACUCCGAGGGUCUCCUAGAUACCAUUCAGAAAGGCCUCAAUGAUUACCUGGAGAAAAAGAGACUCUUCUUCCCAAGGUUCUUCUUCCUGUCCAAUGAUGAGCUGCUGGAGAUACUAUCAGAGACUAAAGACCCUCUCAGGGUACAACCUCAUCUCAAGAAAUGCUUUGAAGGUAUCGCUCAGCUGACCUUCACUCCGGAGAAAGAGAUCGUCGCUAUGGAAUCGGCUGAGAAUGAGAGUGUAGAGCUUUGUUCUCGUAUCAUCCCAGCAGAUGCUCAUGGUCUGGUGGAGAUGUGGCUCAUACAGGUGGAGGACCUGAUGAAGAAGAGUUUGAGGGAUGUUAAUGCCAAGGCAGUGGUAGCCUAUCCAAAGACUCCUAGAAAGUCUUGGGUCCUGAACUGGCCCGGUCAGAUUGUCAUCUCAGCCAGCUCCAUCUACUGGACAGCUGAAGUCACCAAGGCUAUUUUGGAAAAAGAUGGUCUGAAGAAAUACCUGGCAACGUGCAAUCGUCAGAUUGAAGAGAUCGUCGAGCUUGUGAGAGGGAAGCUGACCAAGAUGGCACGUAUCACUCUGGGAGCACUUACUGUUGUUGAUGUUCAUGCUCGUGAUGUGGUAUCCAACCUCUACAAUGAGAACAUAGAAGAUGUUCUCAACUUCCAAUGGAUCAGUCAGCUGAGGUAUUACUUUGAGGAGGGUAAUGUGAUGGUGAGGAUGAUCACAACGACAGUUCCCUAUGGUUACGAGUAUCUAGGAAACACGGGAAGGCUGGUUAUCACACCACUCACUGAUAGGUGCUACAGAACAUUGAUGGGAGCCUUACUGCUCAACCUUGGUGGAGCCCCUGAAGGACCGGCAGGUACCGGUAAGACAGAGACCUGUAAAGAUCUGGCUAAGGCUGUAGCUAAACAGUGUGUAGUGUUCAACUGUUCUGAUGGUCUGGAUUACAAGGCCAUGGGCAAGUUCUUCAAGGGUUUAGCCCAGUCAGGAGCAUGGGCUUGCUUUGAUGAAUUCAACAGAAUAGAGCUAGAGGUGCUGUCCGUGGUAGCCCAGCAGAUCCAGAGCAUUCAGAGAGCUGUAGCAGAGCAGCAAACAACCUUUGUAUUUGAAGGCACAGAGAUCUCUUUGGAUCCAUCCUGUACUAUGUUUAUCACCAUGAAUCCUGGCUAUGCAGGCAGAGCUGAACUACCUGAUAACCUCAAGGUUCUAUUCCGCACCGUAGCCAUGAUGGUACCUGACUAUGCGUUGAUUGCUGAGAUCAGUCUCUACUCCAUGGGGUUUGUGGAUGCUAGAUCUCUCUCUACCAAGAUUGUGGCUACCUACAAACUCUGCUCUGAACAGCUAUCAUCCCAGCAUCACUAUGAUUAUGGUAUGAGAGCAGUCAAGUCUGUCCUGACUGCUGCAGGGAACCUCAAGCUAAAGUUUCCUGACACAGCCGAAGAUAUUCUCGUUCUGAGAUCAAUCAAAGAUGUCAACCUACCAAAGUUUCUGUCUCAUGAUAUCCCGCUGUUUGAAGGCAUCAUCUCGGAUCUCUUCCCCGGCGUAGAGCUCCCUCGUCCAGACUAUGGUGUCCUUGAAGAGGCUCUCAAGACAAACAUUGCUAAACGCAAACUACAAUCGGUGCCAUGGUUCAUUGAGAAAAUCAUUCAGAUUUAUGAGAUGAUUCUGGUCCGUCAUGGUCUGAUGAUUGUAGGUGAUACCAUCGGAGGUAAGACCAGUGCCUUCAAGGUUCUCUCGGAUGCUCUUGGGGAUCUGGAAAAAGCCAAACUCAUGGAUGAACACAGAGUUGAGUACCGAAUCAUCAACCCCAAGGCCAUCACGAUGGGUCAGCUGUACGGCCGAUUUGACCCUGUCUCACACGAAUGGUCUGAUGGUGUAUUGGCUAAUACAUUCAGAGAACAUGCUUCUAGUACAUCAGACAGUAGGAAAUGGUGUAUAUUUGAUGGACCAGUAGAUGCUGUCUGGAUUGAAAAUAUGAACACAGUGCUCGAUGAUAAUAAAAAGCUAUGUUUGAUGAGUGGUGAGAUCAUUCAGAUGAGCAAUAAACAGAACAUGAUCUUUGAACCUAAGGAUCUAGAACAAGCUUCCCCGGCUACUGUCAGCAGAUGUGGAAUGAUCUACAUGGAACCUUCUCAGCUAGGUUGGCAGCCAUUAGUAGCAUCAUGGAUGGAACAUGAAGUACCAGACUUCAUAAAUAAACAACAGAAAGAAACCAUGCAGAUGUUGUUUGAAUGGUUGCUACCACCGUGUUUACUCCAUGCUAGUCGUACCUGUCGUCAGCUUGUACCCAUGUCCCCUAUGCACAUGACUAUGUCUAUGCUCAGGCUCUACAAAUGCCUCCUCACAGAUGUUGGGGCUAUAAAGAGGAGGGAGGAGACUGAAAGUGACAUUGAGGAUCUAGAUGAGGAAGAUGAUCCUGAUGCCUCGCUCUCUGAUCAGAAGAUCCUUGAUGAACGUUCUAACAUGAUGAUGUGCUACUUCUUCUUCUCACUCGUCUGGUCUGUCGGGGUCUCUGUUGAUGGAGCAUUCAGAGAAAAUUUCAGUGAGUUCUUCAAGCAGCUCUGUGACAUGGAUACCACAGGGAAGCAUCCGCGUCCUAAGGAACUCAAGUUUGCUCGUAACCUACUGAUUCCCAAGCGAGGCUCAGUCUUUGAUUACGUCUACACAAGGAAGACUUUCGGGGCUUGGAACCAAUGGGCGACCUUCGUCACUGCCACUGAGAUCGCUGAUAAUACUCAGAUGAUGGUGAAUGAGUUAAUCAUCAAGACGGUUGAUACAGAGCGACAGAACUUUUUCCUCAAGAAGUUACUACUCCAAGGUGAGAAGGUCCUGUUUGUAGGUCCGACAGGUACAGGCAAAUCAGCCAUCACCAACGCCUUCCUUCUAGACCUGGCCAAGGGGGAUUACAUCCCAAACAAUCUCAACUUCUCAGCUCAGACCUCAGCCAAUCAGACGCAGGAUAUCAUCUUAUCUAAGCUUGACAGGAGAAAGAAGGGUGUGUAUGGUCCCACGCCUGGUAAGAAGCUUGUGGUGUUUGUGGAUGAUCUCAACAUGCCAGCCAAGGAGAAAUAUGGUGCACAGCCUCCUAUAGAGCUUCUCAGACACUGGGUGGAUCAUGGCUACUGGUUUGAUAGGAAAGACACAAGUGUGCUGUAUCUUGAAGACAUCAUGCUAGUAUCAGCAAUGGGUCCACCCGGUGGGGGUAGGAAUACAGUCACACCUCGCUUCUUACGUCACUUCAACAUCCUCGCCAUAGACACGUUCAACGAGGAGACCAUGAAGAACAUCUUUACUCCGCUCCUGGACUGGCAUUUCAACCGAGGCUUCGAGACCAAUCUCAGAAGAUACUCAAGGAUCAUGGUAUACUCUACCACUGAGAUCUACAUGCAAGCCAUCUCCAGCUUCCUGCCAACCCCAUCCAAGUCCCACUAUGUGUUCAACCUACGAGACUUUGCCAGGGUGGUGCAGGGCAUCCUACUCAUCAAGCCAGCCUGUAUCCCGUCGGGAGCGGACGGAGCCAAGAAACUCAUCCGACUCUGGGUGCACGAAGUCUACAGGGUCUUCUACGAUCGCCUGGUUGAUGACGAGGAUCGCCAGACCUUCUUCACCAUGGUCAAGAGUGUUGUUCAGAGUCAGUUUAAAGAGAAAAUGAACACAGUCUUCACUCAUCUGACGACUGGUAGAGAGGUGACUGACACCAACAUGAGGAGCAGUAGCGCACAUCCCGAAAUACGAGAUGAACAUCUUCGCAGCUUGUUCUUUGGAGAUUAUAUGAGGACCAAGGAUGAGGAGAAGAACUAUGAUGAAAUCACAGAUCUGGAGGGGCUCAGAGAGAAUGUUGAGAAGUAUCUAGAGGAGUAUAACAUGAUGACUAAAGCUCCCAUGGAUCUGGUGAUGUUCCGGUUUGCAAUUGAACACAUCUCAAGGAUCAGUAGAGUCCUUAAGCAACCCAAUGGACAUGCUCUUCUCGUUGGUAUUGGUGGUAGCGGUCGAGCUAGCGCAGCCCGCUUGGCAUCCUUCAUGGCUAUGUACGAACUGUUCAGUAUAGAGAUUACUAAGAACUACACACAAGCCGAUUGGAGAGAUGAUAUCAGACAGCUAAUGAGGAAAGCAGGAGAUGAAGGGUGUAGUACUGUCUUCUUGUUUGGUGAUCAUCAAAUCAAGGAGGAAUCCUUUCUAGAAGAUAUCAACAUGAUCUUAAACACAGGAGACAUACCUAACCUGUUUGAAAAUGAAGAACGUCUUGAGAUUAUUGAGAAGAUGCAACAAGUAUGUGUAGCAGAAAACAUUCAGAUUGAGAUGACACCACUCAACAUGUACAACAAGUUCAUAGAGAGAAUCAGACGCAACCUUCAUGUAGUAUUAGCGUUCAGUCCUAUUGGAGAUGCCUUUAGGAACAGACUUAGGAUGUUUCCUUCUCUUAUCAACUGCUGUACCAUUGAUUGGUUCAAGGCCUGGCCAGAAGAUGCUCUUGAGAUGGUAGCCCACAAGUUCUUAGAUGAUGUUGAGAUGUCGGAUGAGAUCAGAGCGGAGACGGUCGUCAUGUGUAAACACUUUCACGAGAGCGUCAGAGCUAUGUCAGACAGGUUUUUCACUAUACUGAGGAGAGCCAACUAUGUGACACCGACCUCGUACCUGGAGCUCAUCAAGACUUUCAAGACGCUUCUUAAUCGCAAGAGAAUGGAGAUCUUUACUCUUAAGAAUAGAUACAUGGUGGGACUUGAGAAACUGGACUUUGCUGCGUCUCAGAUCUCUGUGAUGCAAGAGGAGUUGACAGCCUUACAACCCAAGCUGAUAGAGAACAGUAAGGAGACUGAUAAACUGAUUGUGAUUGUACAAGAAGAGACUCAGGAGGUUGAUGCUAAGAGACAGAUUGUUGCUGCUGAUGAGGCUGUGGCUAAUGCUGCUGCAAACGAAGCUCAGGCAAUCAAGGAGGACUGUGAAGCGAAUCUAGCAGUUGCCAUGCCAGCAUUGGAUGCUGCUGUGAGAGCGUUGAAUACACUUAAACAGCAGGAUAUCACCAUAGUGAAAACCAUGUUGAACCCUCCGGCUGGUGUCAGGCUGGUUAUGGAAGCCAUCUGCAUCAUGAAGGGGAUAAAGGGAGAAAAGAAGACUAAUGAUCAAGGCAAGCCAUUUGAUGACUACUGGCCAGGAGCGAAAAGGAUGCUUGGGGAUAUGAAGUUUCUGGAGUCUCUCAGGGAGUAUGACAAAGACAACAUCCCUCCUGCAAUCACCAAGAAGAUCCGAGACCAGUAUAUCAACAAUCCAGACUUCAGACCUGAAGUGGUCAAGAAGGUAUCCUCUGCGUGUGAAGGUCUGUGCAGCUGGGUCAGGGCCGUGGAGGUCUAUGAUAGAGUGGCCAAGGUGGUUGCCCCCAAGAAAGCACGUCUUCAGGAAGCGGAAUCUAAACUAGAGGAGCAAGAAGGUCAUCUCAAUGAGAAAAGAGGUGUCUUGAAGGAGAUCAUGGGGAAACUACAAGCACUGAAUGACCAGCUAUCUCGUAAAGAAGGAGAGAAGAAGGAUUUAGAGGAUAAUAUUGAGUUGACAAAGCUGAAACUGAUCCGAGCUGAGAAGCUGAUUGCUGGACUUGGAGGAGAGAAAGAUAGAUGGCUACAGCUGACGGAGGAGCUGAGUGAGACGUAUAUCAACAUUGUGGGUGAUGUGUUGUUAUCAGCUGGUGUAGUCGCUUACCUCGGUCCAUUCACAUUGUCAUUUAGACAGGAAUGUCUGAAGGACUGGUAUGAUAUGUGUGUGGAGAAGGAUAUUCCAGUAUCUAGCGUCUUUUCUCUCUCUGCUACUCUUGGAGAUCCGGUCAAAGUUCGCGAUUGGCAGUUAGCAGGCUUACCUGUUGAUAACUUCUCGACUGACAAUGCCUUGAUAGUGACCAAUGCCAACCGAUGGCCUCUCAUGAUUGACCCUCAAGGUCAGGCCAAUAAAUGGGUCAAGAACAUGGAGAAACCCAACAAGCUACAGGUCAUUAAACUAUCUGACCCCACCUACACAAGGACAUUAGAGAAUUGCAUGCAGUUUGGUCAGCCAUGUUUAUUGGAGAAUGUGGGUGAAGAAUUGGACCCUGUUCUGGAACCACUGCUGCUGAAACAAACCUUCAAACAGAAUGGUUUGGACUACAUCCGUCUUGGUGAUAAUGUGGUAGAGUUCAGUCGAGAUUUCAAGUUCUACAUCACGACGAGGCUUCGUAAUCCACACUACCUUCCUGAGGUGUCUGUCAAGGUGACAUUGCUGAACUUUAUGAUCACACCCCUUGGCUUAGAGGAUCAGCUUUUGGGCUUGGUUGCAGCUAAAGAGAAGCCAGAUCUAGAAGAGAAGAAGAACCAGCUCAUCAUUGAGAGUGCUAAGAACAAGAAACAACUCAAAGAGAUUGAAGACAAGAUUCUCGAGGUUCUAUCUUCAUCUCAAGGGAACAUCCUAGAAGAUGAGACAGCCAUUGAGAUCUUGUCAUCAUCCAAGGUCCUCUCCAAGGAGAUCUCAGAGAAACAGGAGAUUGCCAGCAAGACAGAGACUGAGAUUGAUGAGACGAGAGAUGGAUAUAAACCGGUUGCCAAACAUUCAUCGAUACUCUUCUUCACAAUCUCUGACCUAGCUAACAUUGAGCCUAUGUAUCAGUACUCCUUAGCUUGGUUUAUCAACCUCUAUCUGCAGUCUGUCUAUGACACAAAAGGAAUGACACCAGAAAUGCUAGCGGAGAUUCCAUCCAUCAGUCUGAGCGAGCCCUCUAAUGACCUUGAGAGACGUAUCAAGAGCCUCAAUGAUCACUUCACAUAUAGCAUCUAUCAGAACGUAUGCCGAUCAUUGUUUGAGACGGAUAAGCUGCUCUUUUCAUUCAUACUCUGUAUUGGCAUAGCUAAGGGCAGAGGAGAGAUUGAUGAUAGAGAAUGGAGGUUCCUUCUCACAGGGGGUGUGGCUUUAGAGAAUCCAUUCCCUAAUCCUGCUCCUAAUUGGCUGUCGGACAAGUCAUGGGCGGAGGUCGUCAGAGUCUCACAGCUUGAUGCGUUUGAUGAUUUCAUGCUCAAUUUCAGGAGUAAUAUCUUAGAAUGGAAGAAGCUGUAUGACUCACCAUCACCUCACACCGAUAAGAUACCUGAACCUUGGAACCUUUCUCUAAAUGAGAUGGAGAAACUUAUCGUCCUGCGUAUAAUCAGACCAGAUAAAAUGGUACCAGCUGUCCAAAACUUCAUCAUCAAGGCAAUGGGUCAAGCCUACAUCGAACCCCCGACCUUUGACCUUGCUAAGAGCUAUGUGGACUCAUCCUACUUCACUCCUCUCAUCUUUGUGCUUUCACCUGGAGCUGAUCCCAUGAAUGUUCUCAUGAAGUUUGCUGUUGAAAAAGGUUUCCUGAAGCCACCAAAGCAAGACUCCAUGUCUGUCAAAUCCAACAUGAGUCGCGCAACGAGCAGUCUUGAGCUGCUUGCUCACAGGAAGACACCAGAUGCGUCUACUCUUCUUGAUUCAAUGAACGAAGGUGAUGAGGGUGGAGAGGAAGAGAUGACAGAGGCUGGAGGAGAUACAUCUUCUUUACUUCAUGAAACAUCACAGCAGCUAGACAGUGGUAGUACAGAGAAUCUAGAGCAUGCGCUGACGUAUAAAAAUCGGCCGCUCCAUGUAUCUCACACUAAUAAGGGCAAAAAACACAAGUUGCUGCACCCUUCUAACCUUCAUAGUGAUCCCCAAGAUGAAAGCUUUGAGCUUGUAGAAGAUGAUCUGGUCGAUGUCAUUCCUGCUAGACGUGUCCUUUCAGCUAUUCCCGAAGCGGACAGUGUCUUUGACUCUGACGCUGAACAAAACAUUGAUACCCCUUCACCAAGCAUCCCCAAUCCUGUACAUGCUCCCAACCAAAGCAACACACCCCUCAUGAACACCACCACAUCCCCAAACUCACCCCAGCACGCAACCCCUUCCCCAAACACGCCCCUGCACGGCACCCCUUCCCCAAUCUCACCCUAUCACAUGCCUGAGAGUAAGGAGGAUGAGCCAGACCUUGUUGCUUCUGAUCUUGGAGAUGGUGAGAUGCGGACAGAGGAUGAUCCCUAUAAUCCUGUAGAAGCUGCAGGAUUAGAGUACCUCGCCGACAGGAAUCGUCACCGAAGAAAAUCCAAGAUCUUCCGAUCAUCUCUCGUCCGAUCUCUCAGUAGUAUGGGCGGUAAUGGUAUGGCGACUGUAUCCCUGGGACAAGGGCAAGGUCCUAUUGCUGCCAAGAUGAUCAAUGAGGCUGUAGAGCAUGGUACCUGGGUGGUGCUUCAGAACUGUCACUUGGCGUUGUCAUGGUUACCAACCCUAGAGAAGAUCUGUGAGGAGUUGAUCACAGACAGCGAGAAAACCCGUCCUUCCUUCCGUCUGUGGCUGACCAGCUACCCGACCCCGACCUUCCCUGUCUCCAUCCUUCAGAACGGCAUCAAGAUGACCAAUGAACCUCCCAAGGGACUCAGGGCUAACCUGCUUAGAUCGUACCUUAAUGAUCCUAUAUCAGAUCCGGAGUUCUUCAAUGGAUGCACCAAACCAGACCUAUGGAAGAAGCUACUGUUCAGCCUUUGUUUCUUCCAUGCCUUGGUUCAAGAGAGAAGACAGUUUGGACCUCUUGGUUGGAAUACACCGUAUGAGUUCAAUGAAUCAGAUCUUAGGAUUAGUGUUAGACAACAGCAGAUGUUUCUGAAUGACUAUGAUGUGAUCCCAUUAGAAGCCUUGACGUAUCUCACCGGAGAGUGUAACUACGGUGGUCGAGUGACUGACUACCACGACCGCCGUCUGUUGAUCAGUCUUCUGGCAAUCUUCUACAACGAUCAGAUCGUUGCGGAGGAAGGGUACAGCUUCUCGGAGAGUGGCAACUAUCGUUGUCCGCCUUCUGGCCCUCAUGAGUCGUACACAGACUACAUCAAGAGUCUCCCUCUGAUGCCACACCCAGAGGUAUUUGGUCUUCAUGAGAAUGCAGACAUUACCAAGGAUCAGAAGGAAACUCAACAACUGUUUGAUGGAAUUCUUCUUACACUGCCUCGACAGUCUGGAGAGGCAUCAGGAGGGGAAAAGUCAUCUCAACAAAUCAUUGAAGAUCUGGCAUCAGAUAUUUUAUCCAAGAUACCUCCCAACUACAACCUAGAGGAAGUGCAGAAAAAAUACCCUGUGCUGUAUGAGGAGUCGAUGAAUACUGUCCUGGUGCAAGAGUUAAUCCGUUUCAAUCGCUUGAUCGAGGUAGUCAGGUCCAGUCUUCAGGAUAUCCGCAAGGCCAUGAAAGGAUUGGUUGUCAUGUCUGCAGAGCUAGAAGAUGUCUUUGAUAGUAUGAUGGUUGGAAAGGUACCAGGUAUGUGGGCAGCCAAGUCUUACCCGUCUCUUAAACCUCUUGGUAGCUACAUCACUGAUCUUCUGGCAAGAUUACAGUUCUUCAAAGAUUGGAUACGUGAUGGGAUGCCUACAGUCUUCUGGCUAUCAGGUUUCUACUUCACACAUUCCUUCCUGACUGGAACCAUGCAGAACUUUGCUAGACGAUACAAGAUCCCAAUCGAUCAGUUACUGCUUGACUUUGAGGUCAUGAAGAAUGAGAGUAACAUGGAUUCUAAACCAGGUGAUGGAGUAUAUGUGACUGGUUUAUUCAUUGAAGGAGCUCGCUGGGAUAGACCAACCCAUGUCCUUGCUGAAUCACAACCCAAGAUCCUCUAUGAUACUCUACCUAUUAUAUGGAUCAAACCUAUUGAGAAGUCCAAUGUAAAGUCUACACCAUCAUAUUCAUGUCCAGUUUACAAGACGAGUGUCCGACGAGGAACAUUGUCUACCACUGGACACUCCACUAACUUUGUCUUUGAGAUACAGCUUCCAUCAUCUCAUCCUCCUAACCAUUGGAUCAACAGGGGUGUAGCUAUGCUCUGUCAACUUGACAACUAGAUCAGCAGGAGUGGGACCAUGCUUUGUAAGCAUGACAACUAGAUCAAUAGGGGUAGGGCCAUGCUCUGUCAGCUAGACAACUAGAUUAGUAGGUGUGGCCAUGCUCUGUCAGAUUGACAACUAGAUCAAGAGGGGUGUGGCCAUGUUCUGUCAGCUUGACAACUAGAUCAACAUGGGUGUGGCCAUGCUCUGUCAGCUUGACAACUAGAACAACAGGGAUGUGCCCACGCAGUUGGCUUGAUAACUAGAUCAAAAGGGGUGCGGCCAACUGGCCAUAUUGUUGGCUUGACAACUAGAUCAGCAAGGGUGUAGCUUUGCUCUAUCAGCUUGACAACUAGAUCAAAAGGGGUGUGCCAUAUUGUCGGCUUGACAACUAGAUAAACAGGGGUGUGGCCAUGCAGUUGGCUUGACAACUAGAUCAACAAGGGUGUAGCUUUGCUCUUUCAGCUGCGCUUGACAAGUAGAUCGAUAGGGGUGUGGCCAUGCUCUGUCAGCUUGACAACUAGGUCAACAGAGGUGUACCCACGCGGUUGGCUUGGCAACUAGAUCAACAGGGGUGUGGCCACCUAAUUGGCUUGAGAACUAGAUCAACAGAGGUGUGCCCAUGUGGUUGGC
Strongylocentrotus purpuratus (purple sea urchin) is the source of this 14755-nucleotide messenger RNA. RefSeq names its product dynein heavy chain 3, axonemal. Gene Ontology annotation, cellular component: dynein complex. Bases 551 to 14140 code for a protein of 4529 amino acids. Gene Ontology annotation, biological process: microtubule-based movement. NCBI's taxonomy places the organism in Eukaryota, Metazoa, Echinodermata, Echinoidea, Camarodonta, Strongylocentrotidae. The record is from RefSeq and is a predicted model, not a curated record. The transcript is spliced from 86 exons. Gene Ontology annotation, molecular function: dynein light intermediate chain binding; ATP hydrolysis activity; minus-end-directed microtubule motor activity.